This is a messenger RNA of Paramecium primaurelia, 5695 nucleotides long. Lineage: Eukaryota; Ciliophora; Oligohymenophorea; Peniculida; Parameciidae. The record is from the annotation of a GenBank genome assembly.
AUGGUCAAAUAAUGCUUACUAUUAAUCACCUUUAUGGUGAUUGUCCACAGUCUGAAUUAUGGAACAAUUUUGAUUCAAAAUGAAAAGGGAGGACAAAUACAAACAAAAGUAAUUCAUUUGAUAAAUUUAAGGAAAUAUUCUUUUAAUAACCUUUUUAGCAGAUCCCAUAAGUGGCCAUUGCACUUCUUAAUGGUCAUGGAGAUAUAUUUGCAGAAAUUCACAAUAUAAAUCAAGAAGGUAUAUGAGUAACUAUAUAAAAUAAGGAUUUACAUUACAAAUGAUGGCAUCAAAUGAGAUUGAGGCAGAAUUUGCCUAUUUAGCCAUUGAAAAUGAUGAGAACUAUCAAAUUGAAUGUUUUAACCGCAUUGAUGUUGGAAAUGAGAUUCAAUUUCCUCUUAUUAUCUAGAGACCAACAUUUAUUGGUGUUUUAGCUACUAAUACUCAUGCAAAUAAUUUCAAUAUUGGUAUUCAUUGAUUUAAUAAGCAAAGAUUUACUUGAUGGUAAUCUCAUUGUUGAUAAUGAUGGAUAAUUGAACAUGUGUAUAAUUAUAACAAAUGAGGAACAACCUAUUGAAUUGAUUGGAUAUUAGAAUUACCAAGAACAAGAAGUUGCUGAAUUUCAUUCAUUUAAAAAAUAGAAUGCCAUGUAACUCUUUUAUAAUUAAUUCAUCUUAGGAGCUUAGUAUAAGCUCAGCAAUCCCUUGAAAUAACACAUUUAGAUUAACAUAAAUCUUUUGAAAUUUGGCACCAUUAAUCUAUUGAAAUUAUUAAGGAUUCCUCUAAUGAAGUAAAUUAAACUCAUAAAUCAAUUGAAAUAGUGAAUGAAGAUUAACCUAAUUAAACAUAAUUCAAAUAAUAAGAAUCAAUAGAAAUAUUUAAAUUGGAUGAUUAAGAAUCAUAAUCAAAUAUUGAUUAGAAAUUAAUUGCUGAAGAUAUUAAUCUAGACAAUAUUGAUAAUAAUUUAGUUUCUAAUAAUAAUUAAUUAGAAGAUAUUAAAUUAGAAGAUUCUUCAAAUGUUGAUUAAUUGACCUAACAGUAAAUAACUGAAGAUGCAUCUAAUUAAUUAGAAGAUAUCACAUUAGAUAUUGAAUCUGAGUAACAAAAUUAAUAAUCUCAAACUAUUAAUCUUGAUGAUUAGUAAUAAUCUAUAGAAUCAUCUUAAUAACAACUAGAAAAUAAUUAAUAAGAAUAGAUUGAAGAUGUGAAAUUAGUAACUGAAGAAUUGACAAAUAAUGAGGAUUCAUAAGAAAUUAAGUUGACUACUGAUGAGGUUCAAAUUAUUGAACCAAAAAAUGAAUCAUUAUAAAACUCAGAAGAAUAAUAAUAAGUUAUUGAUAAUUAAUAAGAUGAUUAAGUAUAAACAGAAUAAACAGAAUAAAUUGAUUAAUAAAAUUAAGAUUAAGAUAUUUCUAAUUUAUCAUCUGAGGUUGUAAUCAAUAAUAAUGAUUAAGUACUCCAAUAAGAGGAUGUUACAUUUGAUAGUUUUGACAAUGAUAAUGUAAAUUAAUAGGAGGAAUCACAAUAAGAAAUCUAAAUUGAAGAUAUAAAAUUAGAUGAUACUACUAUUUCUUCAAUUAAUGCUGAGGAUAUUCCUCAAUAAUAGGAUGCUAUAGACAUCCAAAAUGAUUAAUUAUCAACUUAAUCAGAUGUUUAACCAAUUGAGGACACUACAUCAACUGACGAUGUCGUUGUUCAUGCAGAUGAAGUUAAAAUUGAAAAUGUGAAGAUUUCAGAAGCAAAUUUGGAUGACAUAAGUACAGAUUAAUAAGUAUAAGAGGAUAAUACAGAAUAAAUUUAAUAAGAUAAUACAGAAUAAAUAGUAUAAGAUAAUACAGCUUAAAUAGUAUAAGAUAAUACAGAAUAGAUAUAAUAAGAUAAUACAGAAUAGUUAUAAUAAGAUAAUACAGAAUAAAUAUAAUAAGAUAACACAGAAUAGAUAUUAAAUGAUAAAUAGGAUAAUACAGAAUAGAUCUAAUAAAAUAAUACAGAAUAAAUUUAAGAAGAAAUUCAAGAGAAUAAUAUAAAUAGUGAAAUAAAAGAAUUAUCUGAAGAUAUUUCUGUAGAUCCAGAUGCUUUUUCAGAACCUUAAUAAAAAGUAACUUAAAUUAAUGAUGAUUCUCUUAAGAAAGAAUAAGAUAUUGAUGAAAUGAUUAAAUUUGCAUAAGAAUUAAAAGAAGAAGCUAAAUAAUUAAAGAAUAAAAGUAGAAAUGAAAGAUAAUAAGCAAAAUUAGAUAUUAUGGAAUAGGCUAAUAAUUUAGAGAAGGAAGUUGGCAAAUUAGAAAAUGAAAGUGAAGAACCUAAAGUUGUAGAAGAUUAAAUAAGUUUGGAUGUUAAUUCUGCUUAUGAUGAUUAAAAGGAUAUAUAAAUUGAAUAACCUUAGGAAGAAUAAUAGCCCCCCAUCAUCUACUUAAAUGACAGUGGAGUCAAUCCAGAGUAAUAGUUAAUAACAUAAGAUAUCAAAGAUGAUGAUAAACUUAUGAUCUCUGAAAAUUCAUUAUAGGAAUAAGUUGAUUAGGAAAUGUAAUCAUAAGAAUAAUAGGUUUAAACUACAUCUCAAAUUGGAGAAGAAGAUAUAUAAAUUAUUGAUGCUUCCAUUAAAUUAGAUGAAGAUCAUUAAGAAUUAGAAAUAUAUCAAUCUGGUCAAGUUGAAGUCAUUCCUGAAUAAGUUUAACCUGAAGUUGAAGUCAUUCCAGAAUAAGUUUAACCUUAAGUUGAAGAAGUUUAAUAAAAUGAAUAACCUCAAGAAUAGGUUGAAGUAGAACCUUAAGAAGAUUAUGUUUAGGAAUAAGAAACAACAAAAGAAGAAGGUGCUAUUGAAAUUGGAUUAACAACAGAUGAAGGUGAAGCAUUUAUUAGAAAACCUAAGAAGUCUGAUUUCUUAAGAGAAAAAUAAAGAUUAAAAGAUAAAUUAAAUAAUGUUAUUAAAGAUUUUAAACUAGACUCUGUUGAUAGUAAUACUUUAGAUUCUGUAGUUGAGGGGGAUAAAUAAUAUUCUUUAAUUAUUGAUAGAUUAGAUGUUCCUGAAAAUAAUGAAUAAGUUAUUGUGUUAAAAGAUGAAGAUUAUGAAUAAAGUCAAAUUGAACCAGAACCAGAAAAAGAAGUCAAAUAACUUGGUGAUUAUUUAGAAGUAGUAGAACCAAAUAUUGAAAAUGUUAAUUUUAUUUAUGAUGAUGAAUAACAAUAGGAAUAAUAAACCAUUUAAAUUGAAGAUAUCAAAUUAAAUGAUGAUAAUACAGAUGAAGAAACUAAUUACAAAAUUGUUGAGGCUAAAGAUGAUGAUCUUGUUGAUACUACAUUAGAAUCUAUUGAUGAUUCAUAAUAAUAUUAAUUAUUAUCAACUGAUGUUGCUGUUACUGCUGAAGAAACAUCUACUGCUAAUGUUGAAAAUUAGAGUGAAGAUGAAAUUAAUAUUUCUUUUGAUGAAUUCCAAAAGGAACUUGAAAUAUUAGCUAAUACUAUUGGUAAUAUCAAAUAAGAAAAUGUAGACACAAAAUAAAAUAAUGACUACAUCGUUGUAAAUGACAAUAGUUAGAUUUAUGAAGCUACUUAUGAUGAAUAAAGCAAUGAUUUACCAUAAGAAGAUGAACCUUAAAUUUAAGAGGAUCAAUAAAUUUACUAUUAAGGAUUUGAAGAUGAUCAAAAUAAUUCAAUUGAAAUAGAGUAACCUGAAAAUUAAGAUGAAUAAUUAUAAGAAUAAUAAGAAGUUGAAUAAGCAUUUGAUGUUCCAGAAUAAGAAAAUAACUAAGAAUAAUUAUCUGAAGAUCAAUUUUUAGUUAAUGAAUAAUCCACAGAAGAUUCAGCUCAACAAGUUGAAACUUAUGAUGAUGCUGAACCUCAGGAUUAAUAUCUAACCAUAGAUAAUUUAGUUAAGGAUAGUUAAGCUAUUGGAGAAUCUUACGAUUAGGCACCAUAAUAUUAUGAUGAAUCUGAUAAUGAAUCCAAUGAAUAAUAGAAUUAAAAUGUAGUUGAAAGCUCAUUAGAAUCAGAUUAUGAUAUUUCUGAAUAAGAAUAAUAAAAUUAAGAGAUUUAAGAAUAAUAAAAAAGUGAUAAUGGAUAAUAAUAAUAAUAAUAAUAAUAAUAAUAAGAAUAAGAUUUUGUUGUUAUGAAAGCAGAUUAAUUUAAACCAUAGUUAUAGGAUGAGAUUUAGUAAUAAGAAUAGUAAUCUGAUAUCCAAUAGGUAGAUGACAUCUAUUCAGAAACUCCUAAAGACGAAAAUGAAAUAGAUAUCAUUGUAGAUGUAGGAAAUCAAUAAGAUGAUUAACCUUAAUUAAGUGAAUAAGAUUAUGAUUACGGAGACAAUUUCGAAAUUUAAUAACCUGCUAAAAAUGAUGCUGAAUAAUAAUCAUAAUAAUAAUAAUAAUAAUAAUAAUAAUAAUAAUAAUAAUAAUAAUAAUAAUAAGAAUAGUAAUAAUAAUAGUAAUAAUAAUAGUAAUAAUAAUAAUAAUAAUAAUAACAAUAAUAAUUAUAAUAAGAUUCUAUAUCUAGUAAGAAACAUAAAUAAAAAAUUUAACAUUCAAUUACAAUUUCUCAUAAUCCUUAAGAAAGUAAUAAUAAAUAAACUGAUAGAUCAAUUGAAAUAUAGCAUGAAGAUAAAUCUCUAAAAAUUGAGCAUCCUGUUAAUUAAGAAGAAUUAAAGAAAGAUUUGAAGGAAUAAUUAAAAUAAGAACUCAAAGAAGAAUUAAAAUAAGAAAUAAAAUAAGAAAUAUAAGAAUCACACAAUCGAAGAAAAUCUCCUAGUCUUGUUAUCGAAGAAAAUGUAGCUAAAGAUCCAGAAAGACCUGCUUAAAAAGCCAUAAACAAUUUUAACAAUCUACUAAAUGAUGUAGUAGAUGAGACCUUAAAAGAAGAGGAUAAAAAACACUAUUAGAAAUUACCAAUAGUAGAUGUAAAGAAAGAGUCUUUUAAUAAAGUAGAACCUAAGAUUGAAUAAGGAAUUGAAGACCUAAAGAAAGCAUUAGGAUUAAAAGGAGGAGUAGAAGUUGUUGAUAACAAUGGUAAGAAGCAAGUCAUUAAUGUUGAUGAUCUUAAAAAAGAAAGCGAGAAAUUGUUAACUCGUCCAGAAAGAGAUAAUAAAAAUGAUAGCUCUUAAUAUGAAGAAUUUUUGAAAAAAGUUACUGAAAAAUCAUAAACAAACAAUAAUGAUUAAUUUAAAAAUUAUGAAGAAUAACAUAACAUAAGAAAAUAAGAAAUUUUAGAGAAUAUAAAGAGAGAGUUAGAAAUAAAGAAAGGUCAUUUCACAGUUCCAAAUGAUUCUCCUCAAGGUAUAAUAUUAUAUUAUGAUAUAAGCAGAGUUAUCACCUUAUGAAUUCGAGAGAGUUUAUUUGGAUUGGGAAAAGAACAAAUAGGAUAUCAUACCAAGCAUGCUCUAACAUUCAAUAGAAUAACCUAUUACUUAAGAAAUGCAUUCUAAUUCAGAAGUAGUACAAUAGAAAUCUAGUGAGAGAGUUUCUAGAAAAGAAGAAGUGGAGAAGGAAGUUUAAGAAUUACUUUAUGGAAAUCAAAAGAAUAGGAAAUAACAAUCAAAAUAAUCUUCAAAAGGUUAAUAUUUUUUAUUAUAAAUUUAAGAGUUUAAAGUGGAAGAUUUGAAAUAUAUAAAGGAUGAUCCACUUUUGGAUGCUACUUAUAGUGGAUUUUUAUAAGUGAAAGCAAACUUAAGAAGAAGAUAACAGUGAUUAAUAUAAGUUUAUAAAUUAAC